AUGACGGCGCUGAGUCGGUAUUAUUUGAAACCUACGGAUAUAUGGGUUACUCCAACGGGCGGAAGAUGGAUCGCGAAUUCGGAUCGCUCUCCUUCAGCGAGCAAGCCUAGCAAGAUGCCGUUGAAGAAACUCCUUAGACCCACUACCCUCAAACCACCGCGCCCCCGUCACUCACCACCACCCCCACUGCUUUCUCCACCGCCAAAAGCCACCUCUCUAACACCUCUACCCACCCUCUCUCUCUCCAUACCCACCCCCCAAACCCAUACCCAACUCACCCACUUCCUCCAAACCCACCUCAAAACCUCCUUCACUCCCCAAGACCUACUCUCUUUCCUCAAAACGCACCUCCACCACCACCCCAAAUUCACCCAUUUCGAUUUCCAUGUCUUCCUCUAUGCUGCCUCGCUCGAUUCCUUUCGCCACGACCACUCCACUUUUGAAUGGAUGGUCCGUACCCUUUCUAUCACCCACCGUUUGGACAGUCUCCGCUCAAUCCUCGAAUUCAUCGUCUCCAACCCCUGCCCUUGCUCUGACGGUAUUUUUUCUUGCCCAAGAACCGAACCCAUUUUCCGUUUUGCUAUUAGCUGUUAUUGCAAUGUUGGUAGAUUUGAUGAUGCUUUGUUUAUUUUUGAUAGCAUGAAAAAAAUGAUUGAUGGGAAGCCUAAUGUUGGUAUAUACAAUACUCUGAUUCAUGGUUUUGUGAAAUAUAGAGAGUAUGAAAAGGCUUUGGAAUUUUAUAGUAGGAUGAUUAAGGACCGGGUUAAGCCGGAUGUAAUUACAUUUAAUAUUUUGAUUAGUGGUUAUUGUCGGAAUUCGCAAUUUGAGUUGGCUUUGGAAAUGUUUAAGGAGAUGAGGGAUAAGGGUUGUGUUCCUAAUGUAGUUAGUUUUAAUACUUUGAUUAAGGGGUUCUUCAGGGAGAGGAAGUUUGAUGAAGGCAUUGGGAUGGCAUAUGAGAUGAUUGAGUUGGGGUGUCAGUUUUCAACUGUGACCUGUGAAAUUUUGGUUGAUGGGCUUUGUAGAGAAGGAAUGGUUUCCAAGGCUUGUGAUAUUAUGAUUGAUUUCUCAACAAAUGGUGUUCUGCCCAGUAAAUUUGAUUAUUUUGCUCUAAUUGAUAUUUUGUGUGGGGAAGGGAAUGUGGUGAAGGCGAUGGAGAUUGUAGAUGAGUUGUGGAUGAAAGGGAAUGCUCCAAGCUUAAUUGCUUGCACUACUUUGAUUGAUGGCUUAAGGAGACUGGGAAGAACCGAAGAGGCAUACAAAUUAAUUGAAAAGAUGCUCAACAGUGGUAUUAUUAUGGAUAGUGUGACUUAUAACUGUCUUCUUCGAGAUAUGUGUGAUGCUGGAAGAACAGUAGAAGCAAAUAAAUUGAGAUUAUUGGCAUCCAGAAAGGGUUUGGAUUCGGAUGGCAUGACCUACAACAUUUUGGUAAUUGGGUAUACAAGGGAAGGCAUCAGUCCGGUGCCAACAAAUGCUGGACAGCGUUAUUCUUUGGAAAAGAAUGAUGGGUAUACUGCUCUGCUGCUACAAGAAAGCGGAUCUCAGGAGAUUUGA
This is a messenger RNA of Ilex paraguariensis (yerba mate), 1551 nucleotides long. The record is from the annotation of a GenBank genome assembly. Lineage: Eukaryota; Viridiplantae; Streptophyta; Magnoliopsida; Aquifoliales; Aquifoliaceae.